Molecule: messenger RNA, 701 nt
Organism: Anopheles maculipalpis
Lineage: Eukaryota; Metazoa; Arthropoda; Insecta; Diptera; Culicidae
Product: glutathione S-transferase 1-like
Exons: 3
Coding region: 19-690 (223 amino acids)
Biological process (GO): glutathione metabolic process
Molecular function (GO): glutathione transferase activity
Source: RefSeq, a predicted model, not a curated record
CAAAAAGCGUCAAACGUCAUGGCACCGAUUGUGUUGUACAGUACUCGCCGUACGCCGGCCGGCAGAGCCGUAGAAUUGACGGCCAAGAUGAUUGGAUUGGAUCUGGACGUGCAGUACAUCGAUCUGACCAAGAAGGAGCAACUGACGCCCGAGUUCCUUAAGAUGAAUCCAAUGCACACGGUACCAACCGUAAAUGAUAAUGGUGUUCCACUGUACGAUAGCCAUGCCAUCAUUAUCUACCUGGUGUCCAAGUACGCGAAAGAUGAUAGUCUGUACCCGACGAAAGAUUUGGUCAAGCAGGCAAACAUCAACGCCCUGUUGCACUUCGAAUCGGGCGUACUAUUCGCUCGGCUACGCUGGAUACUGGAGCCAGUGUUUUACUGGGGACAAACGGAAGUUCCGCAAGAGAAAAUCGAUUCGGUGCUGAAGGCGUACGAACUGCUUGAGGCCACACUGAAAACCGGCGGUACAGAUUAUCUCGUUGGCGAUACGAUCACGCUGGCGGACAUCUCGGUCAGUACGUCGCUCAGUACGCUUAACGCACUGUUCCCGGCCGAUGCCAACAAGUAUCCGACGGUGCUGGCGUAUCUUAAACGGCUUGAGCAAACACUGCCAAACUACAAAGAGAUUAACACCGAUCGUGCUAAUGAAGCACUGCAGCUGUACAACCAGAAACUCGGCAAAGUCUAAACAUGGAGCCA